GAAGAGAGCGACACCCAUAGCUCCGCUUUACCGCCGCAUUCUCGAGCGUUCGUCUCCGUUCGUCUCCUCGUACGGCAACCAGCAGGCGAGCGAGUGCCACACGUCGUCCGUGUCGCGCGCAUACCAUUAUUUUCGUGUCUCGUGUUCAACCUAGAAUACACAGGUCUCUCUCCCCUUGUAACACGUAUCGGGGCGAGUCGCGUAUCAUUCGGUGCAUUGGUGCUAAUGGCGCUCGAUCGUUGUUAGUCGCUCCCGAUUGGCGUCUUUUACCUGCGGUGAGUAGUGAAGUCGGUGGUAAAAAUAAUAUCUGGCGUCCGAGUAACGUGCGCCGUGUUCCUCUUUUUUUUUUUUUCGUUCUCUGCCUUUACGGCGCGUCCAUUCACUUUGCGUUGAUGUUAACACGUUCGCCGAGAUCCGGCUGUAAUAAACUAUCUUUCGAGCGUUAUUCCGUCGUUGCGUGCAGAUUUGUGCAGUAGAUCUCUCUACUACGACGUUUACGAAGUGAAAAGGAGAACGUGAAGGAGACAGUGGGAUUAUACCUCAAGUGUGCUCCUCGGCAGUGAAGUUCAUCUUUCUUUUUUUUUCCUGUUGGUGUGUUAUUUACAUACACAGAGGUUAGCGACGGUAACUCGCGCCAAGUAUGCUGUAAAAACCGAUACGUUGUGCGUCUCAGCAGUGCGUGAGAGGGGUACGUAACGAAAAAACGAGAAACAGGAUAAUAGACGUGAAAAGAAAAGUGGAUGUGAGUGAUACGUUGGUACGUUGUGACGACAACGACGACGGCGGCGGUGACGGUGACGACGGUGACGACUCUGCGGAUUACUCGCGGACGAAGAAGUCGAGCAACAAAAUGAUGGGAAAGAGAACGCAGUGCUACUUGUGCGAUCUGCCCAGGAUGCCCUGGGCGAUGAUCACCGAAUUUUCGGAACCCGUGUGCCGCGGUUGCGUGAACUACGAGGGCGCCGACCGGAUAGACGCUGUACUGGAAUCGGCGAAACAAAUGAAAAAGGCACACGGCUUCCACGAGGCCAGAUCCUCGACGUCGAAGGCGUACAGAACGACCGGGCACACCGAGCAUAACGGCGGUGCUAAUUUGGACGUUCUGCCGAUACAGAACACCGGACAGAAUCACUCGAGGCAUCACAACAUCGCCGGCUACUCGCAGCUCCAUCACCGGAACUCCAUAAACGAGUUCAAUUCUGCGACGUCGAGGCAGCAAAUCUCGCGACAACACGACGAGACCCACGAGAUGGCGAACGGCAUGAGGAGCAAUAACGUGAGAAUUCCGAACGCCCACCUAGCCGCGGUGGCGCAUCACGUAAACCUCAGCCAUAACAGAGGCAUCGCACAGCUCAAGCGAAGUAUCUCGACUAUCGACGAGGACGAGCACGCCGAGAAGAGGCUCUCGUUGGAGGAGCAGCAUUCGGUCAGGCCGCCAUUGACCAGGGGCGAUUCUUUGCCAGCUGUGAGCCUCGCCGUCAGUUACGUCCAGGAUAGAAGCAAGGAGAAGCAUCCUGUUAGGGCGCCUAGUUUCGAGACCGCCACCACGUUCAAAACGAACGGGGCGUAUGUCGGUCCGUCUAUCCCGCUGGCACCAGCAAAUGUGGCGGCAAACGGCGGAGGGUCUCCUCUUCGCCCGCGAACGAGCCCUCCGCCACCGCCGCCACCGGCUCAGGAAGCCUCCAAUGAUAAUCCACAGACGAACCAUCACCAGGGUUCGACAAAUGGCCCGUCACCAAUGGCUGCGCUCAUGUCAGUCGCUGAUAAUUUAGCGUCGCCAGAAUCAGUACCACAACCACCGAAUAACCCGAGCCCGACCAGCAGAAGCCCACCGACCACGGCGACUAACGCUCAGCAACGCAGUGCCUCCAGAGGAUCGCAGCAUAGCCCGAACAGUACAGCAUCCUCGGGUAGGAGGUCCAGUGGUUCAAGGCACGUGUCGUCGACAACAGUGACAACGUCAUCGGAAGGAGCAGUCGCACAAGUCGCUGGAGCCGAGCAAGUGUCAGCGCCGAUAUUAAAGUGCACCCUGUGUCAAGAACGUCUCGAGGACACACAUUUCGUUCAGUGUCCCAGCGUACCACAUCACAAAUUCUGUUUCCCUUGUAGCCGAGAGAGCAUAAAGAGACAGGGUGCUGGCUCAGAGGUUUAUUGCCCAAGUGGAGAGAAAUGUCCACUGGCAAACAGCCAGGUGCCAUGGGCGUUUAUGCAAGGCGAGAUAGCCACUAUCUUGGGUGACGACACCACAGGCUCUGGGCUUAAAGUAAAGAAAGAGAGAGAAACUUAAAGAUCCUCAUGCUGUUUUAAAACGGGUCUCAAAUUUUGCACCCUCUUCGACGAGGGUUGAUCAUUGGUGGAACCGUGAAGGUUCAACCAAAAAAAUAAUACUUUUUUGGUAAUAGUGACAAAUGUUUGGCAACGAUAUUGCCAACAUUAUUCGAUUCGAGCCAAAGACGUUGUCGGUGUAAAUUGGAAUUAAAUAACGAAGUUGUUGAAGUUGUUGUCGGGGAAAGUGGACGAUUUUUUUUCAGCGAUGCGUGCUCGCUGGGGGUUUCUGUUCACCGAGGCAACACCGAUUGUUUCGAUCGAUCAUUCGUUCGUUUCUUCAACGAACAAUUGUUUUUGACUGGUCUUGAGAAGAAGUCUUUGGCAAUUUUUGACAUGCUGGCUGGCGUUCGGCACACGUGUAUAUAUGGGAUAAUCAUAGAACGGUUAAUGCGCGAGGAGAAUAAAAAUAAAAUGGUUCUUGUCGAAUAUAUAUGAAUAAACGUUAAGGGAAACCGCGAGAGAGAUUUUUGUGUCCGGUUUGGGUUUGUACUUAGGCUCGAUUGCCUUUCUUUAUUGUUUCUUGUGUCGCGAACAUUUUCGCGUUUCUUGAAGUACAACAAAACACACAUACAGAAGAUAUAUGUUUUACACACUAUAUACAUACAUACCUAUCUACACGAUCAUCAUCACCAUUAUCAUCGUCAUCGUUAUCAUCAUCAUCAUGAUGCCUCCUCUACAUACAACAUACAUACGAUUUAAACAUAAACAUAAAUAAAACACAUAUACGUAAUAUAAAACACGGAUUCCAUUGAAAUCAGGCGGUUGUAUGGUACUUUAUUUUUACACACGCUGUGUCGCGUGAUCGCGGAUUAACUGAAGUCGGGAGAGAGAGUAUCGUGCUUCGGUAUUCUAAAAAACACCUGUCGAGGGCAAAUCCCCGAUCGGUCGUCUUUUUCUAAUCUUUUAUUUGUAUACUCUUUCUACUACUUGCUACCUACACACUCGUUGUAUGAUAGGAAACGAAGAAAGAAAAAAAAAAAAAAAAAAAAAAAAAAACAUACGGCGGACAUGUUCAGACCCAGCGUACGGGUUUUUCUGUACAUUGUGUAUAUGUGUACAUACCAUUAUUAUUAAUAAAACUUAUGGACUAAAGGAGUAACCAUUUUUAAAUGUACAAAAAGAGAAAGGAAACUUACAUUCGUUUUGCACGUUAUUACUAUUAAAUUAUUUUUCUUUCUUAUUUCUUCUUUUUUCUUAUUUUUAUUUUUUUAUUUUUUUUCUUCUUGAAACGUUACAAGGGAUGGAAAAAAAAAACAACCGUACGUCUAUGUAAAAAAACAAACAGUAAGAUGUUCGAUCGCAUUUUGUUCAUUUCUCUCGUCAUUUUCUCUUUUUUCUUUCUCGUUUUUUUUUUUUGCGACCAAAAGAAAAAUCGCGAAAUCUCUUUUUUAAGACACGUCUGAUGGUAUCCGAAAUAAAAAAAGAAAAANAAAACGUAAAAAGGAGUAAAAAAAAAAAAAGAAAGCGAAAAGGAGUAAAUAAAGUAAGAGGAGAGACGAAGAACACAGAAAGAAAGCGGAGGAUGGGGGGGGGGGGGGGGAAUGGAAAGAAACGAAACGAAACGAGAAACCGAGGAAAAAGGAAAAUGUAAUGCGAGCAUAUAUAUGUGUAUAUAUAUGCAUAUAUAUAUACAUAUACAUAUACAUACGUUGUUCUCUCUCGCUAACGUACGGGGAUCCUCUCGCGAGUUCUUCUGUCCGCCCCUGACAAACGAGAGGAUCCCGCGUACGCUAGUUUACACACGCGGCUCCAUUUUGUAUAUAUUUGUACAAAACGGAUUUGGCACAAUAAUAAAGUUGGGGAGGAGGGGAGGGCGAAGUCGCGCGGAGAUCUGAAACAAUCAAUGCGUUCGCGUAGAGCUCAAGUUUCUAUCCAGAGACGCUUCGUACUCUGUUAUUGGAUCUCUGAUUUUCCGGCGGAACUUGAGGAACUCGGUAGUUGUUCUGUUGGUCAACGGCGCUCUUUUUUUUUUCGAAUCGCACGUUGCUUCGACACGCGAAUACGGUGAAUACGCGCGAUCGAGGCAGCCCAGUGUUUAGAGGCUAUCUGCGUUAGCAUAAGCAAAUUUAUUAUGUAGGCGUGCAAAAGGAAAAACAUUUCGAUGAAAGAGAGUGAGAGAAUGCUGAGCGACUAAAUACGGUGGAAAAGAGCGAACACAUUGAUUAAACCUUUUGCUAUGAUACACCAUCGGGACCCGACAGUGCUCUUUGAGCGAUACAGAUCUGAGUAAUUUUUAUCAAUUAUCUCUUUCUCUCUCUCUCUCUCUCUCUCUGUAACAAAUUGGAUUGUUUACUAUUCUCUAAGUUUUGAAAGAAUUGUAGCCGUACUGUAGCGUGUCAAGUACCGGUUUAGUGUUUGCAGUUCAUGAAUUAAAACUUCAUGAAAUUCUUGCCCUUCGCGAUACAUUUUGUCAACGGGGAGAGAUAUGUGGAUGUGAGCGGUUUAAGUGCAGUUGAUAGAAACGACAUAGUCAAUCUCUGUGGUAUUGCGUCAUUUGCAAAUUACAUGUUGUACACACUCGCAUUUUGUAAAUUUGAUUUUGCCUGCUUAUUACUUUACUAUUGUGCUUUGUAUUGUUAUUUAUGAUAAUUGUCAAUUUCAAGGUUUUGUACUGAUGGAGAACAGAAGCUGUAGUCAAUUAUAAUCUUUUGCUUGCACAAGCAGACAAAAUUGUGAUAAACUUGUGUCUGACAUGCAUUGAUCA
Messenger RNA from Frieseomelitta varia, 5032 nucleotides. RefSeq names its product interferon regulatory factor 2-binding protein-like B (gene Pits). The transcript is spliced from 5 exons. Gene Ontology annotation, biological process: regulation of transcription by RNA polymerase II. Lineage: Eukaryota; Metazoa; Arthropoda; Insecta; Hymenoptera; Apidae. The record is from RefSeq and is a predicted model, not a curated record. Gene Ontology annotation, molecular function: transcription corepressor activity. Bases 851 to 2287 code for a protein of 478 amino acids. Gene Ontology annotation, cellular component: nucleus.